Messenger RNA from Vanessa atalanta (red admiral), 5947 nucleotides. Its product is annotated as activin receptor type-2A-like. The transcript is spliced from 5 exons. Gene Ontology annotation, molecular function: metal ion binding; ATP binding; activin receptor activity. The record is from RefSeq and is a predicted model, not a curated record. Bases 338 to 2002 code for a protein of 554 amino acids. Gene Ontology annotation, biological process: cellular response to growth factor stimulus; protein phosphorylation; activin receptor signaling pathway. NCBI's taxonomy places the organism in Eukaryota, Metazoa, Arthropoda, Insecta, Lepidoptera, Nymphalidae. Gene Ontology annotation, cellular component: activin receptor complex; plasma membrane.
AUCUAAAACGUCAAAAAAAAAAGCGAAGCUUGUGAUUUGAUUAGUUAUUUGUUCUAUUAUUUUUACAAAAUCUCGACUCAAUCACAGCAAUAAUCUCAUUGUUUAGGUUAAGAUUUGAUCGGUGACAUAUAAUAUUUGGGGCAGUUUUAUUGUGUUUUCAGUGAAGUGAGUUAAGAGUGAUAUUUUUAUGUGCGUUGUUUAGCUGACGGUCUGUCAUGUACUUAUAUUGGAGGUUUCUUAAAUAGACCUUUGAUGUCGGGGCUGUGUAUAAAAAUAACAUUGGAUUGUCGCGACCGUUCGGGCGGUGGUGCCUAAUCCCGCCUGCGCCCCUUUCACGAUGGCUUCUAAGAAUUUAUUGUUUAUAUCUUUCAUAGUUUUGGGCAUGCAUGGAACAAUGAUCAAUGCAGUACAAGCUGCCCCCCCAUCGGAUGAGAAUUUACCACCACGACCUAAAGAGGGUGGAGUCGAUACACGUUACUGCGAAUUCUUUAACGACAGCAUACCACCGCCAUGCUACAACACGCAAAAUACAACGUGUCCCCCGCGGACUGUAGUAAUGGAACAAUGCAUGCCCAUAGAGACAGACAAGAGCAACCAUUGCUUCGUUGUUUGGCAAUUUGAUAACAUAACGAACAAAGCAACAGUAAAAGUAAAAGGGUGCUUCCUCGACACCGUCGCGUGUAACGAUAGGGCUUCCAAUUGUAGACUCCAUAAUAUGAAACUUCCUCUACUUCAUUGCUGUUGCGAAGGGGACAUGUGCAAUGAAAACGCAACGUUUCCGGGACUAGAAGCUGGAAUGGCAGCACCGACCGAACUACCUCCAGAACGCAUCCCGGCAUCUCCUUUACCGACUUCCGAGGAUGAUACGAAAGCUGUUAUAGCCUACACAUUGACACCUCUGUUUCUACUAUUUGCUAUUUUAGUGGGAUGUUACCUCUUGUAUAGAAAACGUAAGGGGAGCUCAUUCGCCGAACUGGGCAGCGCUGAAGCCUCCUUGUCGAGACCACCGUCAGCUGGGGCGGGGAUGGAGAACGAAACAGGUGGCCUGCUGAGUCAAGUGACUCUGUGCGAAGUACGAGCUCGUGGCCGAUUUGGGGCAGUUUGGAGAGCGAAACUCGGACAGCGAGACGUUGCCGUUAAAGUGUUUCCGUUGCAAGAUAAGCAAUCGUGGCUGGCAGAGCAGGAAAUUUACAGAUUGCCCCGCAUGGACCACCCAGAUAUAUUACACUACAUUGGAGUUGAUAAAAUGGGAGAUAAUUUGCAAGCCGAAUAUUGGCUCAUCACUGCCUAUCAUGAGAAGGGCUCCUUAUGCGAUUACCUGAAAGGUCACACCUUAACGUGGCCCGAAGCGUGGCGUGUCGCAGCUUCGGUGGCGCGUGGUCUCGCCCACCUGCACGAGGAAGACGGCGGGAAACCGGCGAUAGCGCACCGAGAUUUCAAAUCAAAGAAUGUCUUACUGAAGACGGACUUGAGCGCAUGUAUAGCCGACUUCGGUCUGGCGUUGGUGUUCGUGGCGGGGCACGGCUGCGGCGACGCGCACGGACAAGUCGGCACGAGGCGCUACAUGGCGCCCGAGGUGCUGGACGGAGCCAUCAAUUUCACCAAGGAUGCCUUCCUGAGAAUAGACAUGUAUGCGUGUGCGCUCGUUCUGUGGGAAAUAUCAUCGCGAUGCAAAGAUGGAAACAUAGAACCAACAGCGCAGUAUCGGCUUCCGCUGGAAGAAGAGGUGGGUUCACAUCCAGGCCUCGAGGAAAUGCAAGAAGCUGUGGUUCAGAGAAAGCUAAGGCCGCACAUACCACCUCAGUGGCGCGACCAUCCAGGUCUAGCCGUCAUCUGCGAUACAAUGGAAGAGUGCUGGGACCACGACGCGGAGGCUCGUCUCUCAGCCUCGUGCGUGCUGGAGCGCAUCGCAGCACAGCGCCCCCCCACUGCCCCCACCGCCCUCACCCCCGACACGACCCCCCUCCUCAUCCACGAGCUAAACGACCAGAACACCUGCUGACCACUGGCCGAGGACUUACCACUGAUACAGCUCUGAUGCGUUGACGCGGUCGAGUUGCUAAAGUAAGCAUGCAGUGAUCAUUUAAAUCUUCGUAUUGUUUCUGAUGAAUGACUGUUGUCGAUUUUGUUGUGUAACGUCAUCAUCAGACUCGUGAUGUUGUUAAAGGAUGAUUAUGCAACUGUGUGCAUAUUUUCGGGACGGAUAAAUCAGUUGAAUAACUAUUUAUUGGUUCAUAUAUUUUUUAUUAAUUAAUGGUUAGGACGAAAGCUGGAGUUAUAUAACUUUUUUUUUUACUAUUUAUAUGACUCAGAUGAGUUAGUGACUCUUUGAAUAUUGAAAUAUAAUUUUGUACUAAAUAAUGAAUUACGUAAACACUGUACAAAUUUUAAAACAAAGAUAAGAUUUUGACUCACUCUAAUAGUUUAUAAAUAGUAAAUACAUAAUUUAUUUUGUAUUUUUUUUUUAUAUGUAUGUGUCUGUUUUUAAUAUUCAUCAUGCCAAUCAUUAUGACAAAUGUAUUCCUUCCAGUGUUGCCAUUCUAUGAGCACCUUUUUAAUAGUUAUCAACUUUCAGUCACCUUAUGGAAACAAAGAGUGAAAUUAAUAUUUCUAAGGAAACAGUUUAUAAUAAUAAAAGAAAAUAACAGAUGAGGUAACAUUUGGUUACACGAUAUAUUUUUAAUUUUGGGGCCAAUUGUUUAGUAUUUGGCAACACUGCUUAGACACUAUUGUAAAAUACUCAGCACGGCCGAUCAGAGAGCUAAACCGAUUUUGCAAUAAUUUCUAUUAUAAUAGAAAAAUUAUUAUAUGCAUCGAUCAAUGCAUGUUUAGAUGUAGUAGACCGUUUGAAUGUCUAUUGAGAAUACGCUAUAAUAAUUUAACUCAAUUUUUAAUAAAUAAUAUCUUAAUGUAAAAUGUUGUUCCCAACUGUCAUAUCAGUCCAUAUGACAUAAGCUAAGUAACUAAGUAAGCUCGAUUGGGAUGUAAGUUAUGAAAUAACGUUAAAUUUCGACUAUGUGGCGUAUCUUUAUCAAAUAUUAUACUGUUGGUAACUACAAGUAUCUUUGUCAAAUAUUAUUGCAGUUUUUGUAUGAACGAUACAAUUUUUUUGUUUCUUAAAGAUAAAUUUAAUAUUAAUUCUUGAUACAAAUAAUAUUUUUCUUAAUAUUGUUAAGUUUAACAUAAAUGCAUUAACUUGAAAAUAUUUUUGUUAAAUUUAUAAAGCACUAUAAAAUGUAUUAAUUUCAAGACACCAAGAAAAUAUAAAUAAAUUAGGAACAGAUACUAAAGCUAUUUUCAAACGUUGGACAUUCCGUCGCAAGGUUUCAUGUUUAGCCAUAUUAUGUCAAUAAAAUUUAAAUUGUGAUGUAAAUAUUAUUAUUAUUUGCAAAAUUCUAUGUUUUGUAAUAUGCAAAUUGUGCAUUUAUUUUUUAAAUUGUAAGUUUAUAAUAACAUUUUCACGUGAGUACAAUACACCGUACGGCGAUAGAAUGCGAUUAAUUGACACUCACGAUUGCGCGUACGCUUGUCGACCAUUAUGGAAUUUUAUAUUCCACGAACUAUAUACAUUUAAUUUUCGUGGCCAUAUUUUUUAUCAUUAUUUUUUUUUUGUAAAAAUAUUGUUUAAUAUAAGACAUUUAAUAUUGUUUAUAUUAUGAAAACGUAUAUUAGCUUAUUGUUUAGGUAUUAUGUAUAAUUUAAUGAUGUUUUGAUAUAAGUAUAUCCAUCCAAAAUUAGACUGUUUUACGAAAUAUAUAUAAACAUAUCUUGCCUCACAGUAAACCCCUUCAUAACUGCUUUUCAUUUAUGUCGGCUUAAAUUUUGUUAACUCAAUAAUCUCAGUGGGAUAGAACACGAAACGUAACUGAGACGCUUAGUAAAAGUUAAUGUUGUGUAUAGGUAAUAUGUUAGGACAUUUUUAAAGUUUAUUAGCGAACAUCGAAAAUUUAGUAUAAUUCAUGCGUAUAUUGUUAAAGUAAUGUUUGUAAUUAAAGUUUGUUAUUUUUCAAGAGGCCUCUAUAAGUCUAACCACUUUUUACGUUAAGCAUACCAUUCUUGUACCAUAUCCCUAAUUAUUCUACAAUUAUUUUAUUUUAGUGCACAAAAAAAUGUAAAAUCACGUUUCAUCAUUUCCUAUAGCAUGCAGAGGUUAGUUUUGUUUUACCAAGUUGUUAUUUUACAAAAAAAAGUCUGUAUAAGACCUAUAGUGUCCUCUUCGAACUUCGAUUACAAACACCUUAUCGUAUUUUCAUCUGCCUUAUAUAGCAAUAUUUUGUGAGGGGUUAUAAUUACUAAUAUUGGCAUCAGAGAAUAUCAGUCACAAAUUCGAGUAUUUUUUUUUUAUUUCUAUUGCAUAUCAUUGUGAAAAUUGACGCGAUGAGAUCUUUGCGAAAAUUCAAGGUCGAAUUUGUGUGGCACUUUUCUGACGUUCUAUUUCUGCGAUGCGUACGAAGUAGCGAGCGCUCUUUUUUAAUUGUUAUAAAAAAUAGCGCUGGCAAAUAAAAACAAAAUGGCAGGACAAGAAGAGACUUUGGAAAAUGCCAAAUUUCAAACUGCAGUUUUCAACAUACUAUUCGUUUCGCCUAAUCACUUAUUUUAAGAAAUUGUAACGGAUCGUGCGUUGUAAAAAUAUCUCGAAAGAAAUGUAAUUGUAUCAUAAAUUUAUUGUGAUUUUAUAUGCAUAUUGUACUAAAUAUCAAUAGGAAAUACGGUUUGAUUUCCUACGCCGAGCAUAUCACCACACAUAGACUAAGCGAGUUGCCAAAUGUAUAGUUUACUUUAAGAUUAUCUCUGGAUGUCAUUGUAACGUUGUGGACACAUGCAGCUAGUUUAAUAUUUGAUUGAUGUGGCCUAAUUCUAUUGAUAUUUAUAUACUUCAAGCCGUUUUUAGUAGCCAUUAUUAACACACUAAAAAAAUCAAUAGACUUCGACAUUUUAUUAAUCUAGCCUCUGACUUUAUUGAAAAACAAAUAUGGCGGAUGUUAUCUGUCAGUGUCUAAAGGCACUUCACUUGGCGUGGCUUGUUCGUAUAGCGAUACCGCUUCCUUUGUUCAUAUAUUUAGUCUAUUUGCAAAUAUACAAAUACCUCAUCCACCAAUAACUCAAAUAUGCCAAAAUCUUUACUUAUUCACAAAAACAAGAGAGUUACAACAGUACUGAUUAAAUUAAGCGUGGACGGUGAAAAAAAAACUGAUAAGUUUGUGUAUAUUUGCGUUACUUUCCAUAUUUAUGCAAAUUAAGUAAAAUAAUGCGAAUACUAGAACACGUUAUGCCAAAUGUAGUGCCGCCAUAAUUUUACUAACAUUUGACAGUUGUGACUAUUGUCCGAUUACUAUAAUCAAGAAACGAUUCAUUCCGUCUACCUUGCGUAAUUUAGUGGCGUUGGAUGGUACAAGGAUAUAUGGCAGAUGACAGGCAUUAUUGUUUCAUUGAUUUGUUUUAAAAUUGUAAAUGUUAAUAUAACAUUUCUGCUCUGCAAUAUCAUUUUUUGAAUAUAGUAACCCCGACUUUAAUCGUAAUAUGUAUUACCAACACAAUACGCAGUACUUAUUAUUUUGUAAAUGACUAUUGUUCGAAUACUAUGUCCGUGCUGUCGCAACAUAUAUACAUAUGUUAAACUGUCAAUGAAUAAAAUAAGUGUAUAAAAGAGAUGUUAAAAUAAUAAAAUCUACAUUAUUUAUUAUGAUUUUGUAAUAAUAUUGUUAUUGUUGAAUCUGUUAUGUUGAAGUUGCAGCUUUAAUGCGUUUUAUGUAAGUCGUGUCCACAGCUUUAGUAUAAUUAUUGUAAGAUAAGCUAGAAGAAAUUUAGAUUCGUAUAGUGUAGGUACUUUUAGAUGUUUUAUGAGAUUCUUCGAUCAUAGUCGAAUUCAGAGUGUCGUGGCGUCAACGAUGUUUAUCAUUUAUUUUUUAUUUUUAAUUAACAAAUAUAAAUGUCUGUUGGAACUUGA